This is a messenger RNA of Lutra lutra (Eurasian river otter), 809 nucleotides long. Its product is annotated as translation initiation factor IF-2-like. NCBI's taxonomy places the organism in Eukaryota, Metazoa, Chordata, Mammalia, Carnivora, Mustelidae. The transcript is spliced from 2 exons. The record is from RefSeq and is a predicted model, not a curated record. Bases 77 to 694 code for a protein of 205 amino acids.
GGGAGCGGCGCGGGCAGAGCCUGCCUCCGCCCGCCCCCCCGCCCCGCCGCGGUACCCACCCACGGUCCGGGAGCCGAUGCAGCCCAUGGCUCGGGCGCCUCCGGGGCCGGGCGCUCACCGCCGCGGGGCGGGCGCCGGGGGCAGCACCGGGAGCCGCGCCGCCGCCCCAGCCGCUCUGCAGCGCCGCGGCUGUCUCCGCUCGGCUCCGCUCCCCCCUCCCCUCUCCAUCCCUCCCCGCGGCAGCAUCCGUCGCCGCCGCCGCCGCCGCCGCCGCCGCCUGGCUCCCCCGCCCGGGCUCGGCUGGCGGCGGCGGGGAGGGGGCGGCCCGGGGAUUGGCUGCGCGCGGCGCCUCCCCGCCCCUGCCCUCGACCCCGCUGCCGCGCUCCGCGCGCACCUCGCGGCGCUCCCCUCCGCCCGCCGUGUCCGUGGCCCUAGCGGGGCUCCUCGCCCGGUCCCGGCCGGGCUGGCGUCUGGGGGUGCUGGAGACCCGGAGAACGUACCCCUUCGGUCCCCUGUGGGGACCGCUGGGAAAGAACCCGGCGCCCGCCCUCCGGUUCUGAUCGCGGAGUCUUUGCGAGUGGAUCGUGUGCUGAGCUUCCCUGUACUGGGCGCUCGCUGGAAACUCGGGGAUAAGUAUGGGGUUGGUGCAGAUCCCUCCAGGCCUGCCUGGGGAUGGGAGAGUAGAAUGAGAUAAUUCAGUCCCAGCUAGAGGGGAAUAAAAAUCAGGAUUCAAGACUGACUAGACGGCACAGUUUUAUAUCCAAUUUAACUUUCUGUGCGAUGAUCUCCUCUGACAAAUGACAGCAUGG